Molecule: messenger RNA, 2372 nt
Organism: Cynoglossus semilaevis (tongue sole)
Lineage: Eukaryota; Metazoa; Chordata; Actinopteri; Pleuronectiformes; Cynoglossidae
Gene: cotl1
Product: coactosin-like F-actin binding protein 1
Exons: 4
Coding region: 310-738 (142 amino acids)
Biological process (GO): regulation of actin filament polymerization
Cellular component (GO): actin filament; site of polarized growth; cortical actin cytoskeleton
Molecular function (GO): actin filament binding
Source: RefSeq, a predicted model, not a curated record
UCUCGUUGUGUUUCUAAUCUCUCUCUCCCUUGCUUCACUACCGCCCAUUUGGAGAAAAUAAAUUCCGGAAAUUAUCGGAACUUCAGCAGCCGCCUGGUCCCUCUGACUCUGUCCGGUUCUUUCACCACCGCUGUUCCUCCUGCUCCUCCUGCUCCUGCUGCUCCACACACACGGAAGCCUGUUGUCUCCUCUGAUGCUCAGCAUCACCUAUAGCUGCUAGGGUCAGAGCCGUGGUGGUUCCUGGUCGAUUUAUUUAUUUCCAUUGAUUUAUUUUAUGAAAAAAAACUGUUUACUUUAAUAUAGUCCGACAUGGCAACCCAAAUCGACAAAGAAGCUGUUAGAGAAGCUUACAACGACGUAAGGGACGACAACACAGAAACAAACUGGGCGGUCUUUAAAUAUGAGGGCACCAUGAUUGUUCCUGCGGGUCAAGGUACCGACUUCGAGGAUUUCAAGAAGAUGUGCACAGACGACGCUCGUCUGUUCUGCUUCCUCAGAUUCACAACAGGAGACGCCAUGAGCAAACGGGCCAAGUUCACGCUCAUCACCUGGAUCGGAGACAGUAUCAGUGGACUGCAGCGCGCCAAGAUCAGCACCGACAAGUCGCUGGUCAAAGACAUCGUGCAGAACUUUGCUAAAGAGAUCGUCAUCAGUGACCCCAAGGAGCUGGACGAGGACUACAUCAGGGAGGAGCUGAGGAAGGCGGGCGGAGCUAACUACGACGCCCAGGCGAUGUAGAGCGGUGCCACUGGAACCACUGAGACGGGGGGGGCGGAGUCGGGGAGGUUUGAGGGUGGGACUGUGUGGGUGGGCUUUUGGGAAGGGGAGAGUGUUGGGGCAAGGCUGCCACCUUCAGAGGAGGGGGGGACGGAGCAUCUAUAGGUAAAUCCUCUGUAAGUUCAAGUCACAGAAAUUGGACUGGAAUCAAGGAUUCUAGAAAUGUUGAGCACGACAAAAAAAAAAACACCAAAUACCAAAGUCAGGGAAGUUCCUCUGAAAACAGGUCCAUCAGUACCAGUAGCAGAACCUAGCAGUUCCUGUAUUGGAACUCUCUAGUCUGGAAUAUUUGUCUCUGUGCUAGGUGUAGCUCAGUUAAGCUAACUGAAAAGCUAACCUUAAGAUAAACUGAACAAAUUUGACUCAAAUCUUAAGAAUGAAAAUAAAUAAAACAUUUUGAGAAGCUCCGCCCUCUCCUCAGUCAGCUCGUGGUUGGUGGUCUACUCUGCUGUGCGUCAUCAUCUCAUUGGUCACUCUGCUGACAGGUCACAUGACGUCCAUGUCUUUUUUUUUUAGUAAUGAGGAUGAAAUCGGGGGAGGGGCUUAGCGUGAUUAUGGAUUAAAUCAACUGGAUGGAAAGUGACUUCAAAAUAUGCACUUUGUAGUUACACACUGAUCUUCCACCAGGGGGAGAUCUGCAACAAUUUUAUCAGGAACUCACGGAAAAGGUCGCCUGUGACUGUAGAGUUUAGGGUUAGCACCAGUUAGCUUCAGUUAGCUCUGGGACACCAGUGCUAACUGAAGUUAGUUUUAAUAUGAAAACAUUGACAACAAACUGAUGACUUCAGUCGGCGACGUCGUUUACUCACCCGCCUCGAUUUGUCCUCAUUUCAUGCCUCAACUUCAGUGCUCUUGUGCCCCCUAGUGGAGGCAGGCAUCACUGUGAGAAUUACUGUUUUAGACCCCCAAAUAGGCUUAGACAGGAACAGGUUUCAAAAACCACUGACUAAAAUUCAGCCCCAAACCGUUCCAGAGCCUCCUCCACGACACUGGAGUUUUUUUUAUCUCUUUAAUUUUUUUUAAAAAAGAAGCACAUUUCAGACCUUUCCAAAAGUUGGUCUGAAGAAAUAUUUGCUGUCGACACAGGUCAGAAGUAGGAGAGUGCACAAUUACUAGUUCUUCAGAUGACGUCAGAGGUCCGAGUCCUUCAGUUAGACACAGGGCCGACCGUAGAACCUGGGUUCUCAGAUGUUUGGGGAUCUUUUCUUUGGUGGUUUCAUCUCAUUAAACAAACGGUUCCGGUGCAACAAGGACCACCAUGGGUGGGGGAGGGGGGGUCUGUGCACACUACACUGUGAUUCAUUCUGUUCUCUACAUGUGAUGGGCAGUGGUAUUGUCAUACCCUCACCUGAAGACAGGGGGAGUCGUUUCUCAGUUGUAGCAUCUUGAUGAUUCCCGCCGUCCUCUCUUCCCCCGGGAACAAUCGGUUCUUUUUUUAGUUGAAUUUCAUUUCUUUUAAGGCUUAAACAUUUUUAUCAGAAUGUUAUCUUUUGGUGGAAGAGAUUUUCUGAGAAAAACAAAGGCAAAAAAGUAAAAAGAAAACUGGCACAAAAUCAGACAUUUCAAAAAUAAAAUUUGAAGUUUUCUUUUACAAA